AUGUUCAACGAUAUCACGAAGCCUCCGCUCCCGCUGCCGACCACGCAGCUAACCGAGCUCGAGCCGGGCCUUUCAAUUGUGCUACCCCUCUCACGCCGAGGUAAUGGACCAGGUCUCAUUAUUCUUGUUCCGGAUACAGACCAGUCUCUAGCGAUUGUCGAUGGUGUUCCAUCCCAAUUGAUCAAAUGGGCUGAAGAAGGAUAUACCGUGGUCGAGAUCCAGAGGCGGACCCUGUUAUCUGGCGCGCGAGAAGCGCUCACAAAGGCAGCUCAAGCGCUGGAAGACUGCGAGAAAUGUGAUCCGAAAGAUAAAGUUGGCUUGAUAGCUUACGAUCCUGAGCUAUGGAACUACGUGGCCCCCGCCUUAUCGUCGGUUCCGACGGUUCUUGGAGGAGUCGUCUAUAGCCAUGUAUCUGACAGCUCGAGCUUGGAACCUACGGCCAUUCCAGUCCUUCGGCACCUGGCUGGACAGAAGCCAGCAGCGGCAGAACAGCAGGAUCUCGUGAAAAGCUUCUAUUAUCCCAACUCCAAGUCGCAUCUCUUUGCAAGCCCUUUCCAGGAGUCUUUUGAUUAUUGGGCAGAGUCCAUCUCCCAUACUCGCACUUUACAGUUUCUCAAGCCUAUUAUGAAUGGGCCAUACUUUGAUCUUGAGACGAUCUGGGAAGAGCAUACUUACUACGAAUUUGCCGAUCGUUCGGUCGAGCACACAGUGAGCACGAUGGUAGACCAGCCAUACGUGAACCACGUUCCAACGGUUGGUGACUCAACCCACGCAGCCCUAACCGGUGGUAUUGGACGUGAACCCCUGGCAAACUUCUAUCGGCACAGUUUCAUCUUUAGCAACUCGGAUGACACCGAUCUGGAGCUUAUUAGCCGCACUCUGGGGAUCGACAGGGUAGUCGACGAGUUUAUUUUCAAAUUCACCCACGACAAGCAACUCGACUGGCUGCUCCCCGGAGUUCCUCCAACACACAAACACGUGGAAGUCCCAUUCACAGCCGUUGUGAACAUUCGAGGGGACAGAUUAUAUCAUGAGCAUAUCUCCUGGGAUCAAGGGUCGGUGCUGAGACAAGUUGGAUUGAUGCCAGAGUAUUUACCAUACCCAUAUGCUUUACCAGAUGGCAGCACACCAGCCCCAGGCAAGCAAUUUGAGUAUCGCGUCCCGGUGGCUGGGAUUGAGUCGGCCGAGAAAAUGAGGGAUAGGAACUCGGUUGCAUCCAACCAAAUGUUUCAAUACCGUCUUCGUGAAGUUUCAGAGUGA
Molecule: messenger RNA, 1260 nt
Organism: Penicillium daleae
Lineage: Eukaryota; Fungi; Ascomycota; Eurotiomycetes; Eurotiales; Aspergillaceae
Exons: 4
Coding region: 1-1260 (419 amino acids)
Biological process (GO): polyketide metabolic process
Source: RefSeq, a predicted model, not a curated record